GCAAGAUGCUCACCUGUGAUGUAGCAAGCAAAGAGAGGCACCGCGCCCCGACGCGUAGACAGAGGGCUGAGCCAGCCGUGGGGCGCGAUGGAUGCAUGGGGCGACCCGUCUUCUUCCGUCAAGACGCACAGGACGGGCAGGCCGCCUCCCUCAGCCAGGGAGCCGCGCGGCCGGCCGCGCCCGCGCGUCUGAGUGACUGGGCGGCCGCCAGUAGAAUCGCCAUCCUCCCAGGCCAGGCGCCGGGGCCAGCGACAUUCAUGAUGGGGCGCGCCAACGACUCCGCCAAGCGUCACGCCAGCCGUUGCCUGUGUCCGCCCCUUCGUGUGCUGGGUGGCCCCCUUGAUUCAUUGGCGGCGGCUGGUUCUUCGGUGGGCCUGCCGCUGCCCUUCGAGUGCUUGCGUGCCCCGGCCGCCCCGGGGCGCGCGCGGGCCCCUCUGCGGCGGCGGUGGGGUUUUUGAUCCCUCGCGGCCCUGCAUCUGCGUGGGCGGCCUUGCGCGGUAUGUCCGAGAGGACCCCGCAGCCGCCGCGCGCGCAUGGUUGUUUGGCGUGCCUGCUCCGGUCCGCUCUUGGUACUAGGCCUGUUCCCGUGUUGCUGGCCCCAUUCGCGGGGGGCCUUUUGGCAGCGCGAUGGAUGGGCGUGGUGCCUAGUGACGCGGGGGCAUUACUUCAAACAUGUGGGGCGUUGGCCCGUUGCCCAUUGCCGCGCAUGGCGCGCCCGCCCUGUAAGCGCUGCCCGUAUUUCGCAGCCGGAUGGGGUCCGUCGCUUUGGGAAUCACGAAUGACAGACUUUGCCCUGUGCAUGAAAUGUCUUGGCAGUAUCCUGUGACGCAGCCGGCCUCUGGCCCCGUGCCCCGCUCUUCCCGGGCGGUGUUAGUUUGCAGGCCGGCGUCACCGAGAGUGUGUGUCUUAAAUCGUGAAAGGAGAGGGGA
This is a messenger RNA of Amoebophrya sp. A120, 929 nucleotides long. Lineage: Eukaryota; Dinophyceae; Syndiniales; Amoebophryaceae. The record is from the annotation of a GenBank genome assembly.